AUGAUCUUUCCAGCUUAUGUUGUUAUUCAGGAUGAUACCCUAGUACCGUACGGUCUUAUCGCUAGGGAAUUUUUAAACCUGAAAGUUGAAGAACGAAACGAACUUGUGAACAAGCUGCGAGAAGAAUGCGACGGUAAGCUGUGUCCGGUGCUGCAACACUGCGUGCCCUACGGCAUCGCCUACCAUCAUUCGGGUUUGACGGUCGAUGAACGAAAGUUGAUUCAGGAUGCCUACCUCGAAGGCACGUUGCUGAUCAUCUGCUGCACGUCCACGUUAGCUGCCGGCGUAAACCUUCCUGCCAAACGGUUCGUUCGUAUUAUUGAUAGUCAGCAAAUAUUGACCACAUAG
Molecule: messenger RNA, 348 nt
Organism: Soboliphyme baturini
Lineage: Eukaryota; Metazoa; Nematoda; Enoplea; Dioctophymatida; Soboliphymatidae
Source: the annotation of a GenBank genome assembly